This is a messenger RNA of Budorcas taxicolor (takin), 756 nucleotides long. RefSeq lists its product as uncharacterized. The coding region runs from base 1 to 756 and encodes 251 amino acids. NCBI's taxonomy places the organism in Eukaryota, Metazoa, Chordata, Mammalia, Artiodactyla, Bovidae. The record is from RefSeq and is a predicted model, not a curated record. The transcript is spliced from 5 exons. Gene Ontology annotation, molecular function: peroxiredoxin activity.
AUGACCCCGGAAGCCAGCUUAAUCAUGGUCCCUGCCCUGGGGAAGAUGACUGUCACCACAUGGAAAUACCAAGUGUUUUGGAAAAAGUUGCCUCUAGUGACCCUGAACUUGGGCCUUUAUGAGUCUCAGCACCAGGAAGAGAAGUCCAAACCCAUCAGCCGUUACCCCAUUCCCUACAAAAAGGACCUGCCUUUUGACAUUUUAGAGCUCAUGGAGGAGAUAGAAAAGAAGACAGGAUUUUUACCAAAUGUAUUUAAAGUGUUGUCUCACUGGCCGUUGGAAUACAGAGCCUUCUUUGCUUAUUACAAUGUCAUCUGUAACAAGAAAACAGGCCAGCUCAGCAGAGCUGACAAGGAGCUCAUCAUUCUGGUGACCAGCCUGGCCAACAGGUGCUCAUAUAGCGUGGUUGUCCACAGUGCCUGGUACAGGGUCUUCUCGAAGAACCCAGUGCUCUCUGACCAGGUCUGUAUCAACUGGAGAAAGUCUGACCUCCCUGCCUGGGAAAAGGCAAUGCUGGAAUUUGCACUUGCUAUUUCCCAAGCUGAUGACGUAACAGAUGACCAUUUCAAAAAGCUCGAGGUGCAUGGUUUCAACCAGGAAGAUGCCUUAGAUAUAGCUGCAAUUUCAGCUUUUUAUGCCAUGUCCAACCGCCUUGCUCAUUUUGUCAGUCUUGUUCCCAACAAAGAAUUCUAUUUGAUGGGUAGAACCAAUGAUGUCAAAGACAUCAGGAGUGAACCUGCUGCUCCUGAAAUAUAA